AUGGAGAGUGCGUUCUCCGUUACAGGAGGGCAAAGGAGGGUGGGCAGGGACAAAGGGGCUUUGGGAGAGGGCAAAGGAGGGGUGGGCGAGUGGACAAAGGGGCUUUGGCGAGAGGGCAAAGGAGGGGUGGGCGAGGUGGACAAAGGGGCUUUGGCGAGGGGCAAAGGAGGGGUGGGCGAGGUGGACAAAGGGGGCUUUGGCGAGGGGCAAAGGAGGGGUGGGCGAGUGGACAAAGGAGGCUUUGGCGAGGGGCAAAGGAGGGGUGGGCGAGUGGACAAAGGGGCUUUGGCGAGGGGACAAGGGAGGGUGGGCGAGGGGACAAAGGGGGUGGGCGAGGUGGACAAGGGAGGGUGGGCGAGUGGACAAAGGAGGGUGGGCGAGUGGACAAAGGAGGGUGGGCGAGUGGAAAAGGAGUGGUUGGGGUGGACAAAGGAGGGGUGGGCGAGUGGACAAAGGAGGGGUGGGCGGUGGACAAAGGGUGGUGGGCGGUGGACAAAGGGGUGGGCGAGUGGACAAGGAGGGGUGGGCGGUGGACAAGGAGGGGUGGGCGAGUGGACAAAGGAGGCUGGGCGAGUGGACAAAGGAGGGUGGGCGAGUGGACAAAGGAGGGUGGGCGAGUGGACAAAGGAGGGCGAGGGACGAGAGGGUGGACAAAGGGGAGGGGUGGGCGAGUGGACAAAGGGGGGUGGGCGAGUGGACAAAGGAGGGGUGGGCGAGUGGACAAAGGAGGGUGGGCGAGGGGAGGGGGUGGGCGGAGGGGUGGGCGGGCGGUCGACAAAGGGGGGCAGCGAGGCGAGUGGACAAAGGGAGGGUGGGCGAGUGGACAACAAGGAGGGACGGGCAAAGGAGGAGGGGUGGGCGUGUGGACAAAGGGAUGGGCGAGUGGACAAAGGAGGGCGGGCGAGUGGACAAGGAGGGUGGGCGAGUGGACAACGGGGCGGGCGAGUGGACAAAGGAGGGUAG
Molecule: messenger RNA, 963 nt
Organism: Haliotis rubra (blacklip abalone)
Lineage: Eukaryota; Metazoa; Mollusca; Gastropoda; Lepetellida; Haliotidae
Product: glycine-rich cell wall structural protein 1.0-like
Exons: 2
Coding region: 1-963 (320 amino acids)
Source: RefSeq, a predicted model, not a curated record